Sphaerodactylus townsendi is the source of this 1168-nucleotide messenger RNA. RefSeq names its product thromboxane A2 receptor (gene TBXA2R). Bases 263 to 1168 code for a protein of 301 amino acids. Gene Ontology annotation, biological process: adenylate cyclase-activating G protein-coupled receptor signaling pathway; inflammatory response; positive regulation of vasoconstriction. The record is from RefSeq and is a predicted model, not a curated record. Lineage: Eukaryota; Metazoa; Chordata; Lepidosauria; Squamata; Sphaerodactylidae. Gene Ontology annotation, molecular function: thromboxane A2 receptor activity. The transcript has 3 exons. Gene Ontology annotation, cellular component: plasma membrane.
CGGUCCCUCCCCUCUUGCUACACUCAUCUGUUCUGUCUGAAGGUGCCAGAUGCAGCCAAAAGAGGGAGAGAGACGCAGCCAGAUGACUCUCACCACUUCUCUCUUCAGAAGGACUUCGUGGUGGAGUCUGGAAACAUCCCAAGCCAAAGAGUUGUGGCAUUCCAUGACAAGAUGGAUGUCGUGAGGCCUGAGGGGGGUUGUGUUUCGCCCUCAGGCGGUGCUGCCAGGCCUUGGUCCACACAGUCCGCAGUGGGGUGGUAGGAUGUGUGAGGGGGAAAGGACCCCAUGGUUCCCAAAGAUGGAGCUCGGUAACUUCAGUGCUCAGCUGGGCUCCUGCUUCCACGGGAAGAACAUCAGCGGUGAUCUCCAGAACCACCUCACCUCGCCGUGGUUCUCCACCAUCUUCGGCCUCAUUGGCCUCUGCUCCAACCUCUUCGCCUUCUGCGUGCUGGUCAACUCUUCGCGCAAGAUGCACAGCCGCGCCCGGUCCUCCUUCCUGGUCUUCCUGUGCGGCCUGGUGGUGACAGACUUCAUGGGCCUUCUGGUCACCGUCUGCAUUGUGGUCCCCUACCACUUCACCAAGUUUGAGUGGAGGAACGUGGACCCCGGGUGCCACCUCUGCAACUUCAUGGGCCUUGCCAUGAUCUUCUUUGGACAGUGCCCGCUCUUGCUGGGCGCCACCAUGGCGGGGGAGCGCUUCCUGGGCAUCUACCGGCCCUUCUCCCGCUCUGUCAACAUGUCGAAACGCCGGGCCUGGAUCUUGGUGUGCUUAGUGUGGGCCCUGGGGUUUUUCCUGGGCCUACUUCCGAUCCUGGGCCUGGGGGAAUACAGUCUACAAUUCCCCAACUCCUGGUGUUUUCUCACACUGCGCCAUGACGCCAAGAACGUGGCCUUCUGCCUCAUCUUCGCCCUGCUGGGCAUCUUCUGCGUGGCCUUCUCCUUCUUCCUCAACACGUUCAGCGUGGUGACGCUCUGCCGGGUCUACCACGACUCUGAGUCUGUGCAACGGCGAAGGGACAGCGAAGUGGAGAUGAUGGUCCAAUUGCUGGGGAUUAUGGUCAUAGCCAGUGUCUGCUGGCUCCCCCUGCUGGUAAUUCCCAACCUGGAGGGGGCAACUAUGCUCACCCUCUGCCCCCAAUAUUGCAGUCACCAGGGGGGCAGGAAAUGA